CCCCAACUCUGUCCCCAUCUCUGUCCCAUCUCUGUCUCUCCUGUCCCCAUCUCUGUCCCCUCCUGUCCCCUCGAUGUCCCCGUCCGUGCCCCCCCAGCGCGGUCCCCUGGCCCUGCUGGCCGCGGCCACCUCGUGUCCCCUUUGUCGCCGUCCCCUGCAGGACCCGGUGCUGCUGCCGUGCGAGCACCGCUGCUGCCGCCGCUGCCUCCUGCCCCCGCUGUCCCCGGGGGUGUCCCCGGGGGUGUCCCCGCUGUCCCCGGCGGUGUCCCCGGGCUGUCCCCAGGCCUGGCCCCGCUGUCCCCAGUGUCGCCGUCCCUGCGCUCCCGGACGCGUCCGCACCGCGGUGGCGCUGGCGGUGGAGGCGCGGAUCGCGCGGAGGCUCGCGGGGGACACCGGGGGCGACAAAAGCGACAAAAGCGACACCGGAGGUGGCACCGCGGGGACAGCGAGGAGACGGCGCCGGAACGGGAGGUGCAGCCUCGGGGCCCAACUGCGAGCGGACGCCGCCCCUCCCCCACCCCCGCGCGACCCCUCCCCCGCCGCCGCCGCCGCCCCUCCCCCACAAUAA
Molecule: messenger RNA, 568 nt
Organism: Camarhynchus parvulus
Lineage: Eukaryota; Metazoa; Chordata; Aves; Passeriformes; Thraupidae
Product: RING finger protein 39-like
Exons: 2
Coding region: 74-568 (164 amino acids)
Molecular function (GO): metal ion binding
Source: RefSeq, a predicted model, not a curated record